Amblyraja radiata (thorny skate) is the source of this 4495-nucleotide messenger RNA. Its product is annotated as protein AF-10. Gene Ontology annotation, cellular component: nucleus. Gene Ontology annotation, biological process: regulation of transcription by RNA polymerase II. The record is from RefSeq and is a predicted model, not a curated record. Gene Ontology annotation, molecular function: histone binding; nucleosome binding. The transcript is spliced from 18 exons. NCBI's taxonomy places the organism in Eukaryota, Metazoa, Chordata, Chondrichthyes, Rajiformes, Rajidae. Bases 323 to 3010 code for a protein of 895 amino acids.
GAUGUGUGUGUUUACACAACAGCAUCCAUUUCCACACUUACAAUUGAGCAGGCGGUGUGUGGCCUUGAUUAAAUGAGCUGCUAUUCCAGACGUUGCAUAUCGUAUUUGACCGGGUCGAAAGUCUAGCCACCUGCCCGGACACGACGAUGGCUGCCCUGCCUCUGGCUGAGGAGACAACUAAUGAAUCUACUGCGUUUGUUUCCAGCGCUGUGAACUGUGCCCCCACAAGGACGGCGCUCUGAAGAGGACAGAUAAUGGAGGAUGGGCCCAUGUAGUCUGUGCCCUGUACGUUCCCGAGGUGCAGUUUGCCAACGUCAUCAGCAUGGAGCCCAUCGUCCUCCAGUACGUUCCCCACGAACGUUUCAACAAGACCUGCUACCUUUGUGAAGAACAGGGGCGUGAGAGUAAGGCAGCAACGGGUGCCUGCAUGACCUGCAACCGCCAUGGCUGCCGACAGGCAUUCCACGUCACCUGCGCCCAGAUGGCCGGCCUGUUGUGUGAGGAGCAAGGCUCCGAGAUCGACAAUGUGAAGUAUUGUGGCUACUGCAAGUACCAUUUCAACAAAGUGAGCCGGAAGGAUAGGGAGAGGCCAAGGCAGAAAGUGAAGAAGGCCACAGAGUCUUUAAGCUCAGUUGUUAGUACGGUCACGCUAACAGCAGAGAAGACUUGCAUAAGUACCAGCAGCAGCAGCAGUAGCAGCCGUGCCUAUAAGUCGAGCACCGCGAGAGGGUCGGAAGAGGCCGCUGCUCCCUUCGGCAACAAACAUUUCCAGCGACCGUCGGCGCCGCUCGCGGGCGGGAAGGAGACAGCCGAGGUGGCCAGGUCAGAUGUCAAAGGGAAGAAGGCCCCCGGCCAUGGCUGCGGCCAGCGUGGACGGAAGCCUGGCGGAGCUAAGAGCACGGCAGUUGUUGCCACAGUUUCGUCGCCAAGCCUGUUUCAGCAAGGCAAUCUCCUGAGCACCUCCAGCAGUGCCGUGCAGCCUCCCCAAGAGGCCGGGCUCUUCGGCAAGACUGAGCCGCGGGGAGAGGCCUACCCUCCGGGCCGCGACCCCCCGCUGGCCCCGGCACCGUACGACGCGCCCAAGCCCGAGCCUGGCUUCUGCUCCCUGAUGCGUUUCCCCCCCGGCCCCGCACCGGCCCCGAAGAAGCCCCCCCCCGAGGGCCCGCCCGGCGACUACCGGCCCUCGGCUGGGACGGCCGGACCCGCCGGCCCCGGCUACAAGCGGCCGCAGCCCCUGGCCGAGGUGGAGGAGGAGGAGGAGGAGACGGUGAAGGAGAAGAAGCACAAAGGCGGCAAGAAGAGUCGGCACGGACGCGGGAGGCCCAAGGGCAACAAGAACAAUGUAGCCACCGGCCUGGCCACCAGCUCCCACAUAACCUCGUCGGCAAUCUGCUCCACUGGCUGCAUCACCAGCCCUGCCUUGCCGAAACUCACACCAUCCACCAGUAUGAGUGGCUCCAUCCCAAGCCUCUCCAUGGAACCAUCACACCUGGGCGCAGGUGUCUACGCGCACAAGGAGAUCCCCCUGUCGCUCAGCGGUGGUGUGCUAGGAGCCGGCUGCAGUACUCCCCUCUCCUCCAAUAUCCUCACGCAUCCUCACCGCACUUCGCACCUGAUGCACCUGAGCCGUUCCUCUCUACCUGGCUCCAUGGCUGCCACUUCCUCCAUCACCUCUUCCCAGGUAUUUUCCCUACCCGGCUCAUCGUACAGCCUGACUCCUUCCAAUGUCUUUGGAGGACCAAUAACACCAGGGUCAUCCAUCUCCUCGCUUCUGAAUCCCGUGGAAGCCAGUCAAACAGAGCCAGACAUCGAUGACAAUGAUUGCAGUUUUGUCUGCAGGGGCAGUUCUUCCAGAGGAAGUCUUUCUCCGACAUCUCCUAUCGGUGGCUUGUCCAUGCUCUACGAUCAGACGAUACCCGGUCAGCUGGAGAAUGUACCACAGACAACGUCCAACAUCGAGGAGUUGCUGGACAAACACUGGAGUGGUGAAGGGGGCAUUGACAUUGUGGACAUGUUGAAGUCGCUGCACCUGCUACAGCUGGAUAACCGCAGGCUGCAGGAGCAAAUCAUGAGCCUCUCGGCCAAGAAGGAACGCCUUCAGCUGCUCAAUGUCCAGCUCUCCGUCCCCUUCGCCGGUAUCACCUCCACCAACGGGCCAUCCUCCCAGCUGCAUUUGAUCGCCUCCCAGAACGCCUGCGGCUCUGAGCUGCUGAAUAGCAGUAAGAGCCCCCAUUCCAGGAGCAGCUUCAUUACUGAGAACUCCCUCUCUGCAUCAUCAGAGGAUCUCCGUUCUGGAUGCCACAGCCGGAGUAGUUCGUCCUCGUCGCUCCAGAGCACUCCUCCUCCCGCCCUCCCACUCCUGCAGCAGAGUCCCGUCUCCCUCCAGCUCCCGGGAAUGGCCGGAGUCUCGCAGCCGGUCAACGGGCUGGGCAGGACCUGCGCCGGAGGUCUGGGCGGCAUCUCCACCAAGACCACCACCUUCUCCACCACUUCAUCAUCGGUGGCUGGGAUGAUGGGCUGCCCUCUGGCUCCCCAGUUGGCCAGCAAUGGUAUUGUCGGUCCUCUGAAUGGUGUGGACCAGCUGCCUGCACCUGUGGCUCCACUCCAUAACUCCCUCGCUCAUCCACCAGCUUCCCAUAGUGUUCCAACGUCAACUAGUCACUGUAACAGCGGCAGCGUCUCUGGAAUGGGCCAAAUAUCUGACCAGCAAAGACAGUUUGUGUACCAGCAGCAACAGCAGCAGCUCCAACAGCUGCUGACGUCGCAACAGUUGAGUCCGGAACAGCAGGCGUUAGUUUAUCAGAUGAUGCAACAGCAACAGCAUCGCCAGCGGGAGCUGCAGCGGCUGCAGAUGUCCGGCAUGUCUCAACUGGCCGGCAACACCCUGGCCCAAGGAUCUCCUUCCCUGCCUGUCCACUCCGACCCAAACUCUUUCCUCUCCAUCCACACCGACAACAAUGCACAGAAGGCUCAGAGGCUGAACGAUAAAGUCAACCAAGAGAAGAGCUGACGACAUCGGGCCGAAUGCUUUUGGACGUUGCUGUUCACUUUACCUGAAGUCAGAGGUCGUGGGUCAAGAGUUCGACAGGCCGGGAUAUCUGCUGCCGUGUGACCGACCCCUUGCACAGGAAGGGCACAGGAUAGCCUGAAACAAGUUGCACAAAGGGACUGGUCGCAUCCUCUCAGGAAAACGCGUGCAGUGUUUUUUUUUGUUGUUUUUUUUUUAACGGGAGGUUGGCCCUGAGUCGUCUACCGAGAAGGCUCCGGCCGUCACGGCCCACGGCGAGAGGCAGCCUUUUUGCACAGUCACGAACCAUUGGAAUCACGGCUGCAUGAAACUCUGUGUCCCGGCCAUCGCGGAACGGGGGGAUCGCGGGUCAUUGCUGCUGCGUAGAACAUUCAAAAAAGGUGCAAUCUCGAGAGGACGAGGGGGAUAGACUUUCCAAGAUGCUGCUCGGCUGCCUGGGCGUACGUCUGGCGAUAUCUGCGGCGCCCUAAGCGACCAGCCUUUCCCUUACGGGGAUCCUCUGUGACAAAUAUUGCAACUUCUACCCUUUCGUGCGUGCGCGUGUGUGUGUACAAGCGCUGGCGGAGACUUGUCUUUCUCAUUUGUCAGACGAGUGCGUUAGCGGGGACGAAUGUUCUCCGUCUGUGUGUGUGUGUGUGUGUGCGUGCGUUAAAGACGUGAUACGGUGGUGAGUGCCCCAUUGAGCUUUGGUUUCCUUGAUUCAAUGGAACCAAAUUUUGGAAGCGCAAACACUACUGAGUCAUCCCCCUCCCUCCCCCAGUCUAUCGUCACUGACUUGGACAAAGCUGUGAGAUGGCGGUUGGGUCUGUUGGCGAGAUAUGGCUGACCCACCCUUGGACUGAGAACCCUUCCACUCCAGGCCAUCCAAGUCUUGCUCAAGCAACCCAGGCCAGGAAUCCUUGAGGAUGUGAUUGGUAUUCCGAAGGUGGACUAUACCAGAUCUCCCAUCCGGGAUUUAGCGGCAAGCAAAACUGUUGCAUAGGAGAGAACUUUUUUUUUUGGUAAUACUUGUAUUCACUCGUGAGUUGUUGAUGUGAGCCAGAUUUUUCACCCCAUCUCCAGCUACGGUGAUGACAUCGGGGGUGGGGGGGGGGGGGGGGAGGCAGUUACUCAAACGCCCAGUCGCCACAAGGUGAAAUCACCUUCCACUUGUACGGCCCCCAGGAUUCUGACCCAGUUAUGCUCCAAUUCAUAGCUUGCAAUAUUAAUGGGUCUUACAAUUAAGAAGGGGAAGCAGGUGUGAGAAUGAGACGGUUUUUAUUUAACAGGAAUCAAGCAUGGUGUCCCUGCCGACCACAGACUAAAAGCAUUGCGGACUUUGAAAGCAAACCUGGAAGCGCUGAGCUUGAGUGUAACAGAGAGGCUCAUGUGAUAGGAGCAGAAUUAGGCUAUUCGGCCCGUCAAGUCUACUCCGCUAUUCAAUCGUGGCUGAUCUAUCUCUCCCUCUCAACCUCAUUCUCCUGCCUU